AAUUUUCAUUACUACUCAAAACAAGAAAAACUCAGAAUCAAGUUUUUACAUAUUAGCGAGAAAAUUACAAGGCAACUUUUAAAUUUUCCAGUUCUGUUAUGCGUAGAUACUUUUCCAACGUUCUAGACCACCCGGUUUACAAACCAAUUCUUUAUAUAACAUCAAAAAACAAUAAAUUUAAGAUUGAAAAAUGAAUUUUAUUCUUGAUAUUGUUGACUACAAGUUCAGGCCGAGUUAAAAAAGGUAGCUUUUUUAAAGCAUAGUUUGUCCUGUAGUCGUCGUUCAAAGAUUGUUUUCAAACGUCAUGGGGUUCUGAUGAUUUAAGAAGCAAAAUCACUAUAUAAAACUUUAUUUACAUUAAAAAUAUGUAGAACUUGGUCGUUUUUCCAUAAAAAAAUAUCUGUGUUGCCCAUUCAAAAGCAACAGAGUUCAUGUGUAAAAAGUAAACUGACACAUAUUUCUAUUGUAAAUUGUUUUUCUAGCAAAAACGAUUUAUUUUAUCGUAUUAAAAAGCAAAUGUAAUUUUUUUUGACUCUCCAAUUGUGCAAGAAGUUUAAAAAUUCAACAGUCAUAUUUUCUAUCAUCUGACUCCCGCUCCUAAGUGAACGUUGCAAAACAAUUUUACUAUGAGUUUUUUUAAUCCACUAUAAUGAGGGUAAUAUUGAAGCAGAUCAAUUAUUUUUAUACAAGUAUAUGUUUUAUGCUAAUUUUGUUUCUCGGUAGUAGAAUAGUUAGUGUUUCUGGUGUCAAGGGUUUGCAUGCAACAUACGGUCUAGCAAUCCUCAAAAAUAAAGUUGGUCUUCUACAAGAAUUGAAUGCUUCUGUUGCGUCAACCAAAAGUAGAUUUGGAUCCUUGUCAUCGUUUUCCGGGUAUAAAAAAAUAAAACCAGCGAUAAUUCCAUGCUCAGAGUGUAUGAAAAUACUUGAUAAAUUUAUAUCACAAUGUGCUUUAAAUGAAGGUUUCUUGAAACCCGUAAUAUCGCUACGAGAAUUUUGUGAAACGUCAGUCUCAGCAGAUCCUUCUUUUACAGAUCGUGAUUUCAAAUACUGUUUAGAGCUGGGGAAACGUCUUGCCAAAAAAACAGGAGCUAAUUUUGCUGCAUUACACACAAACAACCAUGUCAUGGGAUCUUGCUCCGCCUUUCUAAAUAUGUGCCACGAACAUGGUGGAGGAUGGAGAUGUUACUCUGGACUAUGUGACGAAUUAGCAGCUUGCACUGAUUGUCCUUACGUUAUGUUACAGCUAGCUCCCCAGCAACCUUUACAACCUGAGAUUUGUGCUGACCGAGGUGAAUGUUUCAUAGGGUCAACAACAAGCAAUAAUGGGUAUUGUGAAUGUGACAACCCUUUUCGCGGCCUUGCAUGUGAUCAAUACGUAAUUCACAGUACCACUGAUAUUUAAAAAAUUUUUUCCAUAACAAAACCACAAUUAAAAAAAAAUCUUCUAGAACAUUUUAUUGUUAGGCAGUUUACGUUUGCAAUUGAAGUAUGAUAAUUACCUUUUAUAUUUACACUGUAUACACUUAAA
Molecule: messenger RNA, 1528 nt
Organism: Hylaeus volcanicus
Lineage: Eukaryota; Metazoa; Arthropoda; Insecta; Hymenoptera; Colletidae
Exons: 9
Coding region: 650-1402 (250 amino acids)
Source: RefSeq, a predicted model, not a curated record